This is a messenger RNA of Magnusiomyces paraingens, 594 nucleotides long. RefSeq lists its product as uncharacterized. Gene Ontology annotation, cellular component: GINS complex. The record is from RefSeq and is a predicted model, not a curated record. Gene Ontology annotation, biological process: DNA replication; DNA strand elongation involved in mitotic DNA replication. NCBI's taxonomy places the organism in Eukaryota, Fungi, Ascomycota, Dipodascomycetes, Dipodascales, Dipodascaceae. The coding region runs from base 1 to 594 and encodes 197 amino acids. The transcript has a single exon.
AUGUAUGGCGAUAUAUCCAACAAGUUAAUUCAAGAAGCACGACGAGCUCAAGGUUUGGAUUCAUUACCAGCAUAUGCUACGGAACUUGUACAAAAUAUUACCCGGGAAAUAAAUGAGAUUAGUCGAGACUCUGAGGCUUUAUCUGAAGAAUACCAAAAGUUAUUACAAGCACGAGAAGAUCAAGAAGAGCGGGAUCGAGAGUUUGGUGGAUUAAAUGAGAAUGGAGAGGAGUUGACAAAUGAAGAAUUACAACAAUUAUCUCCCGAGAAGGAACGACAGCUGACAUGCGCAUUGGUUGUACUAGGAUUGUGUACUCUGCGCAAUAAGCGAUGUUUGAUGGCGUACCAGCGAUUACGGGCAGAUUUGAUGGACCGCAUGGCCUGGAGUGAGGCGGAUCCACAGGACCCAGCAACGACUCAAAAUAUGUCUCCAGGAGAGCAGGAUUAUUUUGCACGAUACUCUGAGUUAGUUAUUGCACAUAAGGGUCGGUUUUCGGAGAUAGAUUUGACGGGACCUUUAGAGCCUCCGCGAGAUUUAUUUAUUGAUGUACGAGUUUUGAAGGAUGCUGGGGAAAUUCAAACAGAGUAUGGGUAG